AUGGCUUCUUUAACCCCAUCUGCUCCAAUCUCUCCACCAAUGGAGUCUACUGGUAACCGUCUAAUGGCCCUUGAAUUGAAAGAUGGGUCUGUUUUAGAAGGUUACUCUUUUGGUUCUGAAGUCCCAACCGCUGGUGAAUUAGUUUUCCAAACUGGUAUGGUUGGUUAUCCAGAAUCAAUUACUGAUCCUUCUUAUGAAGGUCAAAUCUUGGUCAUCACUUUCCCAUUAGUUGGUAAUUAUGGUGUCCCAGAUCGUGAAUUAAAAGAUGAUGACGUUCCAGAAUUACCAAAAUAUUUUGAAUCUUCAAAAAUUCAUAUCGCUGGUUUAGUUGUUGCUCAUUAUACUGAAGAAUAUUCACAUUUCUUAGCCAAAUCUUCUUUAGGUCAAUGGUUAAAAGAACAAAACAUCCCAGCUAUCUAUGGUGUUGAUACUAGAGCUUUAACAAAACAUUUAAGAGAAUCUGGUUCAAUGCUUGGUCGUAUUGGUGUUCAAAAUGAUAAAGCUUCAGUUGAAGAAGCUGCUUCUGAAAAUUGGAAAUCUCAUUUUGAUAUUCCUGAAUGGGAUGAUCCAAAUGUUAAAAAUUUGGUCGCUAAAGUUUCCACUCCAAAACCAAUCUUAUACACUCCAUCAGCUGAAGAUGCUAUCAAAGGUCCAGAUGGUAAAACUUUAAGAAUCUUGGCUGUUGAUGUUGGUAUGAAAUUCAACCAAAUCCGUUGUUUUGUUAGACGUGGUGUUGAAUUAAAAGUUGUCCCUUGGGAUCAUGAUAUAACUUCUGAAGAAUUUGAUGGUUUAUUCAUCUCAAAUGGUCCUGGUGAUCCUUCAGUUAUGGAUUCCACAGUGGAACAAUUAUCUAAAAUCUUGGCUUCAAAGAAAACCCCAGUUUUCGGUAUUUGUCUUGGUCAUCAAUUAUUAGCUAGAGCUUCAGGUGCUUCAACUAUUAAAUUGAAAUUUGGUAAUAGAGGUCAUAACAUUCCAUGUACUUCUACAAUCUCAGGUCGUUGUUACAUCACUUCUCAAAAUCAUGGUUAUGCUGUUGAUACCACAACUUUAGCUUCCGGUUGGAAAGAAUUAUUUGUUAAUGCUAAUGAUGGUUCAAAUGAAGGUAUUUAUCAUACUGAAUUACCAUAUUUCUCUGUUCAAUUCCAUCCUGAAUCAACUCCAGGUCCAAGAGAUACUGAAUUUUUAUUUGAUGUUUUCAUCAAAUCUGUCUUGGAACAUAAAACAUCAAAAACUUUGAAAGCUGUUGAAUUCCCAGGUGGUAAAAUUGAAGAUAAUUUAGCAAAAUCACCAAGAUUACAUCCAAAGAAAGUUUUAGUCUUGGGUUCUGGUGGUUUGUCCAUUGGUCAAGCUGGUGAAUUUGAUUAUUCUGGUUCUCAAGCUAUUAAAGCUUUGAAAGAAGAAGGUAUUUACACCAUUUUAAUUAAUCCAAAUAUUGCCACUAUUCAAACAUCAAAAGGUUUAGCUGAUAAAGUUUAUUUCUUACCAGUUACUGCUGAUUUUGUUAGAAAAGUUAUCAAACAUGAAAAACCUGAUGCUAUCUAUGCCACUUUUGGUGGUCAAACUGCUUUAAGUGUUGGUAUUGAAUUAAAAGAUGAAUUUGAAUCAUUAGGUGUCCAAGUUCUUGGUACUCCAAUUGAUACCGUUAUCACUACUGAAGAUCGUGAAUUAUUUGCUAGAGCCAUGGAUGAAAUUGGUGAAAAAUGUGCUAAAUCUCAAUCAGCAUCAUCUGUCGAUGAAGCAUUAGCUGCAGUUAGAGAUAUUGGUUUCCCAGUCAUUGUUCGUGCUGCUUAUGCUUUAGGUGGUUUAGGUUCAGGUUUUGCCAACAAUGAAGAAGAAUUAAUUGACUUGUGUAACAAGGCUUUUGCUGCUUCUCCUCAAGUUUUAGUUGAAAGAUCAAUGAAAGGUUGGAAAGAAAUUGAAUAUGAAGUUGUCCGUGAUGCCUUUGAUAACUGUAUCACUGUCUGUAACAUGGAAAACUUUGAUCCAUUAGGUAUUCAUACUGGUGACUCCAUUGUUGUUGCUCCAUCUCAAACAUUAUCAGAUGAAGAUUACAAUAUGUUAAGAACUACUGCUGUUAAUGUUAUCAGACAUUUAGGUGUUGUUGGUGAAUGUAACAUUCAAUAUGCCUUGAACCCAGAUUCAAAAGAAUAUUGUAUUAUUGAAGUUAAUGCUCGUUUAUCACGUUCUUCAGCUUUAGCCUCAAAAGCUACUGGUUACCCAUUGGCCUUCAUUGCUGCCAAAUUAGGUUUGAACAUUCCAUUAAAUGAAGUUAAAAACUCUGUUACCAAAGUUACCUGUGCUUGUUUCGAACCAUCAUUGGAUUAUGUUGUCGUUAAGAUUCCAAGAUGGGAUUUGAAAAAAUUCACAAGAGUUUCCACUUUAUUGUCAUCAUCAAUGAAAUCUGUUGGUGAAGUUAUGAGUAUUGGUAGAACUUUUGAAGAAGCUAUUCAAAAAGCUAUCCGUUCAGUUGAUUAUCACAACUUGGGUUUCAACCAAACUGAAGCUUUAAUGUCCAUUGAUAUUGAUUCUGAAUUACAAACCCCUUCAGACCAACGUUUGUUUGCUAUUGCAAAUGCCUUACAUUCUGGUUAUUCAGUUGAUAAAGUUUGGAGAUUGACCAAUAUUGAUAAAUGGUUCUUGAACAAAUUGAAUGGUUUGAUCAACUUUGCUCAACAUAUUGAAUCAUUUGGCUCAAUUGAGAAUUUAACUCCAUUGGUUAUUCGUGAAGCUAAACAACUAGGUUUUGAAGAUAGACAAAUUGCUAAAUUUGUUGGUUCUAAUGAAUUAGCUGUUAGACGUGUUAGAAAAGAAUUUGGUAUCAUUCCAUUUGUUAAACAAAUUGAUACUGUUGCAGCAGAAUUCCCAGCUUUCACCAAUUAUUUGUACAUCACCUACAAUGCUGAUUCUCAUGAUGUUAAAUUCGAUGACCAUGGUGUUAUGGUUUUAGGUUCAGGUGUGUACCGUAUUGGUUCUUCAGUUGAAUUUGAUUGGUGUGCUGUUACAGCAGUCAGAACUUUACGUGCCAAUGGUACUAAAACUAUCAUGGUUAACUAUAAUCCAGAAACUGUUUCAACUGAUUAUGACGAAGCUGAUAGAUUAUACUUUGAAACUAUCAAUUUGGAACGUAUCUUGGAUAUUUAUGAAAUUGAACAAUCUUCAGGUGUUGUUAUUUCUAUGGGUGGUCAAACUUCAAACAACAUUGCUUUACCAUUACACAGAAACAAUGUUAAGAUUUUAGGUACUUCACCAGAAAUGAUUGACUCAGCUGAAAAUCGUUACAAAUUCUCACGUAUGUUGGAUCGUAUUGGUGUUGAUCAACCAGCUUGGAAAGAAUUGACUUCUAUUGAUGAAGCUGAAGCAUUUGCUGAUGAUGUCGGUUAUCCAGUGUUGGUCCGUCCAUCUUAUGUUUUAUCAGGUGCUGCUAUGAAUACUGUCUAUACCAAAGAUGAUUUAGCUUCAUACUUGGACCAAGCUGUUGAAGUUUCUCGUGAUUACCCAGUUGUUAUCACCAAAUAUAUUGAAAAUGCUAAGGAAAUUGAAAUGGAUGCUGUUGCUAAAGAUGGUAACUUGAUCAUGCAUGUUGUUUCAGAGCACGUUGAAAAUGCUGGUGUUCACUCUGGUGAUGCUACUUUGAUUGUUCCACCACAAGAUUUAGACCCAGAAACUGUUAAACGUAUUGUUGUUGCUACAGCUAAAAUUGGUCAAGCUUUGAACAUUACUGGUCCUUACAACAUUCAAUUCAUUGCCAAAGAUAAUGACAUCAAGGUUAUUGAAUGUAAUGUUCGUGCUUCCCGUUCUUAUCCAUUUAUUUCCAAGGUUGUUGGUACCAACUUGAUUGAAAUGGCUACUAAAGCUAUCAUGGGUUUCCCAGUUGAACCAUACCCAUUGAACAAAUUACCAGAAGAUUACUGUGGUGUCAAAGUUCCUCAAUUCUCAUUCUCACGUUUAUCUGGUGCUGAUCCAAUUCUUGGUGUUGAAAUGGCUUCUACUGGUGAAGUUGCUACAUUUGGUCAUAACAAAUAUGAAGCUUACUUGAAAUCAUUGAUUUCUACUGGUUUCCAUUUACCAAAGAAAAAUAUUUUGUUCUCUAUUGGUUCUUACAAAGAAAAAUUGGAAUUAUUACCUUCAAUUAGACGCUUAAGUGAAUUAGGUUACAACUUAUUUGCCACUGCUGGUACUGCUGAUUUCAUCCAAGAACAUGGUAUCCCAGUACAAUAUUUGGAAAUUUUGAAUGAUGAAGAAACUCAAAGAUCUGAAUAUUCAUUGACUCAACAUUUGGCCAACAAUUUGAUUGAUUUGUACAUCAACUUACCAUCUUCUAACAGAUACCGUCGUCCAGCUAACUAUGUUUCAAAAGGUUACAGAACUCGUCGUAUGGCUGUUGAUUAUGCUGUUCCAUUGGUCACCAAUGUUAAAAAUGCUAAAUUGUUGAUUGAAGCUUUGGCUAGAAAUAUCUCAUUAGAUGUUUCAAACAUUGAUGCUCAAACUUCACAUAGAACUGUUUCAAUUCCAGGUUUAGUUAACAUUUCAUCAUUUGUUCCAUCAUUUGAAACUUCACAAGAUUUUGAACAAGCUACUAGUGCCUCAUUAGUUUCUGGGUUUACUUACAACCAAAUCUUGCCAAUUUCCACCGAAGGUUUGACUAUUUCAGAUGCUAAAUCAUUGAAUGAAGUUACUGAUUUAUUGGCUGAUUCUGGCUACACUGAUUACACUUUAUCAACUGCUGCUAUCAAAGGUAAUGAAGCUCAAGUCUCACAAGUUGCUAAUAGCGUUGGUUCAUUAUUCUUAUCAUUCAAUGAAUUUUCUAAUGGUCACGUUUCUGAUGUUUCAGGUCACUUUGCCUCAUGGCCAGAAUCAAAACCAAUCAUCACUGAUGCUAAAUCAACCAACUUGGCUUCCUUGUUAUUACUAGCUUCAUUGAACAAUCGUAAAAUUCAUGUUACUGGUGUUCAAUCUAAAUCUGAUUUAGAAAUCAUUAGAUUGGUUAAAGAAAAAUCAGCACAUGUUACUGUUGAUGUUAAUAUUUAUUCAUUAUUUGUGUCACAAGAAGAUUAUCCAGAAGCUACUUUCUUGCCAACCAAAGAAGAUCAAGAAGCAUUAUGGGCUGGGUUAGAACACAUUGACGCUUUCUCUGUUGGUAUUUUGCCAUCUGUCUUGGCCAAAUUCUUAGGUAAACCUGUGACUGCUGGUUUAGGUAUUACUGAUGCUUUACCAUUAUUAUUCUCAGCUGUUACUGAUGGUCGUUUGACUAUUGAAGAUAUUGUUGACCGUCUACACACCAAACCAGUUGAAAUUUUCAGUUUGCCAGAACAAGAUUCUCUUGUUGAAUUAGAUUUGGACCGUUUAGCCUCUACUUUACACUCUGCUAACAUUUGGUCACCAUUUGAAGGUAAAUUAAAAGGUGGUGUUGAACGUGUUCACUUACAUGGUCAAACUGUUUGCUUGGAAGGUGAAUUGGUCAUUAAUCAAGCUUUGGGUGUUGACAACUCUGCUUUCAAGAAGAGAAUGGGUUCAAUUGUUCAAACACCAAGUUUCAACAAUGAUGUUGCUUUAGCUCAAAGUCCACAAGUUAGAAGAGCUAGAUUCUCUUUCUCAGCAGAUGCUCAACAUCGUCCAUCAUUUGUUGAAGAAAUCCCAUCUCCAGAAAAGGAAACUAGAGGUACUGAAUUGGUUUCAUCUCGCCCACCAAGAGAAUUAUCACCACCAGGUGCUAUUGCUACUCAUAUUCGUGGUAACAAUCCAUUUUUACGUCGCUCAAUCUUGUCAGUUAACCAAUUUGGCCGUUCUGACUUGCAUGCAUUGUUUUCAGUGGCUCAAGAAAUGAGAUUAGCUGUUGAAAGAAAAGGUGUGUUAGAUUUGUUACAAGGUCGUUUGUUAACAACCAUGUUUUAUGAACCAUCAACAAGAACUUCUUCAUCAUUUGAUGCUGCCAUGCAACGUUUAGGUGGUCGUACCAUUGCUGUUUCUGCAGCUUCAUCAUCAGUUAAAAAAGGUGAAACCUUACAAGAUACUAUUCGUUCAUUAGCCAGUUAUUCAGAUGCUAUUGCUUUACGUCAUCCAGAUGAAGAAAGUGCUGAUAUUGCUGCUAAAUUCUCACCAGUUCCAAUUUUGAAUGGUGGUAAUGGUUCACGUGAACAUCCAACUCAAGCGUUCUUGGAUUUGUUCACUAUUCGUGAAGAAUUAGGUACUGUUAAUGGUAUUACUGUUACAUUCAUGGGUGACUUGAAAUAUGGUCGUCCAGUUCAUUCAUUAUGUCGCUUGUUACGUCAUUAUCAAGUUCGUGUUAACUUAGUUUCACCAAAAGAAUUAAGAUUACCAGAACAUUUACGUCAAGAAUUAAUUGAUGCAAACAUGUUGGCUUCAGAAUCUGAGAAAUUGACUAAAGAUAUCAUUGCUAAAUCAGAUAUCUUGUAUUGUACCAGAGUUCAACAAGAAAGAUUUGAAGAUCAAGAACAAUAUGAAAGAUUAAAAGACUCAUACAUUGUUGAUAACAAGAUCUUGUCAUAUGCUAAACAACAUAUGGCUGUUAUGCAUCCAUUACCUCGUGUUAAUGAAAUUCGUGAAGAAGUUGAUUUUGACCAACGUGCUGCAUACUUUAGACAAAUGAGAUAUGGUUUGUUUGUUCGUAUGGCUUUAUUAGCCAUGGUUAUUGGUGUUGACUUUUAA
Hansenula anomala is the source of this 6666-nucleotide messenger RNA. It is a transcript of the gene URA2, whose product is annotated as bifunctional carbamoylphosphate synthetase/aspartate transcarbamylase. The record is from RefSeq and is a predicted model, not a curated record. NCBI's taxonomy places the organism in Eukaryota, Fungi, Ascomycota, Saccharomycetes, Phaffomycetales, Wickerhamomycetaceae. The transcript has a single exon. Gene Ontology annotation, molecular function: aspartate carbamoyltransferase activity; ATP binding; carbamoyl-phosphate synthase (glutamine-hydrolyzing) activity. Gene Ontology annotation, cellular component: cytosol; cytoplasm. Bases 1 to 6666 code for a protein of 2221 amino acids. Gene Ontology annotation, biological process: UTP biosynthetic process; 'de novo' pyrimidine nucleobase biosynthetic process; L-glutamine metabolic process.